UUGUCUGUCGACAACUAUCAUGUCUGUUAUUCCACAUUACUUCGGCUAUAUGUUUCAUCUACGAUUCGUACGAUCACCGUCAGUGUGAUCGGUGUCAGUGGUCGUGAGGCAGUAAAAGGCACUAAAGGCGUCGGCAAAUCGCUUAUUUGUAACCGAUUCGUCCGAGGCGAUUUCGACGAAUUCUUCCCAGAACACUGCUCUGUUUUGUCCCAGACCGACUUCGGUGGAUCUCCAGUGAUCAACAACGAUCACUGGCUGUAUUGGGGUGAUCGACAAAUUAGCCUUGAUGAUUCCUCGAGUACGGUGACGAUACGAGUAAUCGAGCAGACAGAGUUCCUGGAUGAUGAGACGUACGAACCGAUUGCUGGACCUUCCACUUCGGAACCGUAUGCAAAGCGAUGUUGCCAGAUUCGUCUUGAAAGCCGAGACAAGCUUAUGUACAUUCAAAAAGAGCAACUCGGUCUUGAGGCGGAAUUCGAUCAACAGGUGUUGCCAGACGGCAAAUGCACUGUCGACGCGUUCAUCUACGUAUUCGAUGCCAGCAGAACUGUUGGGCGAACAUUUGAAAGGUUAGAAAUUCGUCAACGUUUUUGUUGGGUUCCACAGUACAGUUUUUGCUUACUUUUGUCAAUUUUUCUCGGAAAAAGGGAGGAGAGUUGGGGAGCGGGACUAGUCAGUGAACGUUGCCUAGAGCGACAACCAGAUUACUGUAAUUUUGUACGAAUAUACGGUGAGGCUACGGCGAAGAAAGUCUAUGACGCACAUGUAAACGAAGCCAGGGAACAUUGGAUGGCAUUUAGACUUCGCGCCCUCCUACCAAACUUGCCACGGGUAUUCGCUACACUUUUGGAUAAGUCUGAUGUAGCUGAAAUGAGUUGGACGACUGCCAAUCACCUGAUCCACUCACAUCCCCUAUUCGACGAGUUCUUUCAGCCCUUAGGGCAACUCGUUUCAAAUACUGCAUUGUGUUCUGUUAAGCAAGCUCUGGAAACAGAACAGCGAAAAGAACGACUUGAGGAGGAGUUCGAGUUUCUGCUUUCCGAUACACCACAGGUCACUCCAGGAAAGCCAUUACAGGAUGUCAGCAUAUUCCUACAGGCAAGUUAA
Haemonchus placei is the source of this 1107-nucleotide messenger RNA. The record is from the annotation of a GenBank genome assembly. NCBI's taxonomy places the organism in Eukaryota, Metazoa, Nematoda, Chromadorea, Rhabditida, Trichostrongylidae.